Mycotypha africana is the source of this 2952-nucleotide messenger RNA. RefSeq names its product P-loop containing nucleoside triphosphate hydrolase protein. The record is from RefSeq and is a predicted model, not a curated record. Bases 1 to 2952 code for a protein of 983 amino acids. Gene Ontology annotation, cellular component: U2-type catalytic step 2 spliceosome; cytosol; U4/U6 x U5 tri-snRNP complex. Gene Ontology annotation, molecular function: GTP binding; translation elongation factor activity; GTPase activity. Gene Ontology annotation, biological process: mRNA splicing, via spliceosome. Lineage: Eukaryota; Fungi; Mucoromycota; Mucoromycetes; Mucorales; Mycotyphaceae. The transcript is spliced from 8 exons.
AUGGAUGAUUCACUUUAUGACGAAUUUGGUAAUUAUCUCGGUCCAGAUCUUGAGGAUGAAGAGGACUUAGAAGAAGAAAUUGAGGAGGAAGAAGAAAGGGAGGAAGAACACCUUUCAGAUGCAAUGGAAGAAGACCAAGCAGAAGUAGAAGAAGAAGAAGAAGAAGCCUCUAUGCAAGUUGACACUAUUCCCGCUAAUCAAAUAGUACUACACGAAGACAAAAAAUAUUACCCUUCAGCUGAUGAAGUAUAUGGUGAAGAGGUAGAAACUUUAGUUCAAGAAGAAGAUACACAGCCUCUGUCCGAACCGAUUAUUGCACCUAUCAAAGUGAGAAAGUUCAAUGUCACUGAAACAGAUCUACCCACAACUCAUUACAGCAAAGAAUUCAUGGCAGAUUUAAUGAAUCACCCGAACCUUGUUAGAAAUAUUGCCAUUGUAGGCCAUUUACACCAUGGCAAGACGUCCUUUGUCGAUAUGCUUAUUUCAGAAACACAUGAUAUCCCUAUUAACGUGGAUCAACCUGAGCGUUAUACUGAUACACAUAUAUUGGAGCGGGAAAGAGGGCUCUCAUUGAAGAGUAUGCCAGUCAGUUUAGUCAUGCAAGAUAUCAGAGAAAAGUCUUAUUUGCUCAAUAUUCUGGAUACACCAGGACAUACAAACUUUAUUGAUGAAGUUGUUGCAGCAACACGUUUAGCUGAUGGUGUUGUUAUUAUUGUCGAUGUGGUAGAAGGUGUUAUGGUCAACACCGAACAAAUUAUUAAACAUUGUGUCCGUGAAGGGCUUGCAAUGACUUUGGUCGUGAAUAAAGUAGAUCGUUUAAUCCUGGAAUUGAAGAUACCACCAGCCGAUGCCUAUUUUAAGUUACGCCAUACCAUUGAAGAAGUGAACACAAUCAUCCGUUCUGUUCCUGGCGGAGAAAAUGUUCGACUUUCACCUGAAUUAGGCAAUGUAUGCUUCGCUUCUAGCCAAACGGCUUGGGUUUUCUCACUUAAAUCAUUUGCUAAACUCUAUGCUGAUUCCUAUGAAGCUGAUAUUGAUGUCAAUGAUUUUGCCAAACGUCUUUGGGGCGACGUCUAUUUUAAUCCGGAACGUGGAUCUUUCCACCGUAAAUCGCAGGAUGGCUCACUCAAACGCACAUUUGUUCACUUUAUUCUUGAACCGCUCUAUAAGAUUUAUGCUCAAGUGAUUGGCGAGGAUAAAGAAACAUUGAAAAGCACACUCAGAACGUUGAGCAUUCAGUUGAAAGCGAAGGAUUACGAUUUAAAUGUGAAGCCAUUGCUACAUUUGGUGUUAUCACAAUUCUUUGGCCUAUCAAAUGCUUUCACGGACAUGGUAGCCAAUCAUAUUCCUUCACCUAAAGAAAAUGCAGCCAACAAAGUAGAGAGAUUAUACACGGGCCCAAUAGACACAGAUACAGCGAAAGCGAUGAUACAGUGUAAUGCGGACGGUCCACUUAUGAUUCAUGUCACCAAACUGUACAACAAUGAAUUUAGUACUGAAUUUUAUGCAUUUGGUAGAGUCUUCAGCGGUAGUAUAAAAGCUGGACAGAUUGUACGUGUUUUGGGUGAAGGAUACUCGAUUGAUGAUGAGGAGGAUAUGACAAUGCAGAAGGUGGAAAAUACAUGGAUAUAUGAAUCUCGGUAUCGCGUUGAAGUUGAGGGCGUUCCCGCUGGUGGUUGGGUCCUCAUGAGUGGUGUCGAUAGUUCCAUCAUCAAAACGGCUACCAUUGUGGAACAAAAAUCGAAAGAAGAUGCUUAUAUCUUCAAGCCUUUACGUUUUCCUACUGCUGCUACACUUAAAGUUGCCAUUGAACCUGUCAAUCCAUCUGAACUUCCCAAGAUGUUGGAUGGUCUACGUAAAAUCAAUAAGAGCUAUUCUAUCGUCACUACCAAAGUGGAAGAAUCUGGUGAGCAUAUUGUUUUAGGUACUGGUGAACUGUAUUUGGAUUGUGUUUUGCAUGAUCUUCGUCGCAUGUAUGCCGAAAUAGAACUGAAAGUUUCGGACCCAGUCGUGCGAUUUUGCGAAACUGUUGUGGAGACGUCAGCAUUGAAGUGUUUUGCCGAAACACCCAACAAGAAGAAUAAACUCACCUUUAUUGCCGAACCAUUAGAAAAAGAAAUUGCACAAGAGAUAGAAAAUGGAGAUAUCAGCAUGAAAUGGCCCAAGGGAAAAUUAGGCAAACAUUUAGAAACAAAGCACGGAUGGGAUGUUCUGGCAUCCCGCUCUGUGUGGGCAUUUGGACCUGACAAUAUGGGACCUAAUUUACUCAUGGAUGAUACACUACCUUCGGAAGUGGAUAAAAAACUAUUGUAUUCUGUUAAAGAUUCAAUUCGACAAGGUUUCCAAUGGGGCACAAGAGAAGGCCCGCUUUGUGACGAACCUAUUCGUAAUGUCAAGUUCAAAAUUUUAGAUGCUUCUCUGGCGAAUGAACCCAUAUAUAGAGGCGGUGGCCAAAUUAUUCCCACUGCUCGUCGUGUUUGCUAUUCAUCUUUCUUGACUGCUACACCUCGUUUAAUGGAACCUGUAUACUACGUAGAAAUUCAAGCACCAGCUGAUUGUGUCUCUGCAGUUUAUGCCGUCUUGCAACGACGAAGAGGUCAUGUGACUCAAGAUAUUCCUAAGGCUGGCUCACCACUAUAUACAGUCAAGGCAUACAUCCCUGUGAUUGACUCUUGCGGUUUUGAAACUGAUCUCAGAACACAUACAGAAGGACAAGCAUUUUGUCAACAAAUCUUCGAUCAUUGGCAAAUUGUGCCAGGUGAUCCUUUGGAUACAAAUCUUAUUCUUCGACCUUUAGAAACCAGCACAGGCAAUUACUUAGCUAGAGACUUUAUGGUGAAAACAAGAAGAAGAAAGGGCCUUUCGGAGGAUGUUAGUAUAAAUAAGUAUUUCGAUGACCCCAUGUUAUUAGCAUUAGCUCAAACAGAUGUUUUGGGUGGCAUUUAUGAGUAG